ACCCGGCGCGCCGGCUUCUGUCAGCGCUGGUAGCGGCAUGUUGGUCAGCGGGCGGCUGACAGGGGCGCGAGCCCGGGCGCCUCUGCAUGCGGGUCUCCUCGAGACUUGGCUCCGCCGCGGGCGGACCGCGUCCUCCUACUCCGCUUCCUCUGAGCCGUCCAAGGUGCGGGCGCUGAUCUAUGGCAACCACGGGGAUCCGGCCAAGGUCAUCCAACUGAAAAACCUGGAGCUUACUGCUGUGGAAGGAUCUGACGUCCACGUGAGGAUGCUGGCAGCCCCUGUCAAUCCGUCUGACAUAAAUAUGAUCCAAGGGAACUAUGGCCUCCUUCCCAAGCUGCCUGCUGUUGGAGGGAAUGAAGGCGUCGGACAGGUGGUAGCAGUGGGCAGCAGUGUGUCUCAACUGAAGCCGGGAGAUUGGGUGAUCCCAGCAAGUGCUGGUUUAGGAACCUGGCGGACUGAGGCCGUGUUCAGUGAGGAAGCGCUGAUUGGAAUCCCUAAGGAUAUCCCUCUCCAGAGCGCUGCUACCCUAGGUGUCAACCCUUGCACAGCCUACAGGAUGUUGGUGGACUUUGAACAGCUGCAGCCAGGGGACUCUGUCAUCCAGAAUGCAUCAAACAGUGGAGUGGGGCAAGCAGUUAUCCAGAUCGCCUCAGCCCUCCGCCUAAAGACCAUCAAUAUAGUCAGAGACAGACCUGACAUCCAGAAGCUAACUGACAGACUAAAGAAUCUGGGAGCUGACUAUGUCCUCACAGAGGAGGAGCUAAGGAUCCCCGAGACAAAAACCAUCUUCAAGGACGUGCCCCUGCCCCGACUGGCUCUCAAUUGUGUUGGUGGGAAGAGUUCCACAGAGCUGCUACGGCACCUCGCGCCUGGAGGAACCAUGGUGACCUAUGGGGGAAUGGCCAAGCAACCUGUAACAGCCUCUGUGAGCCUGCUCAUUUUUAAGGACCUCAGACUUCGGGGCUUCUGGUUGUCCCAGUGGAAAAAGAACCACAGUUCAGAUGAGUUCAAGGAGCUGAUUCUCACCCUCUGUGACCUCAUUCGCCAAGGCCAGCUCACAGCCCCCGCCUGUUCUGAGGUUCCACUGCAGGACUACCAGCAGGCCUUGGAAGCCUCUAUGAAGCCAUUUGUGUCUUCAAAGCAGAUUCUCACCAUGUGAUUGUCGCAGAGGACCAGGAGGAAAGCAAGAGUGGAGACCAGAGGAUGAGAAGCCGGCCUCCCUGAGGACAGGAUGAAGACUAGAGGUCAUCCCUGUGGAGGACUGUGCACCUGCUGCCUCACAGCACCAGGAAGCCCCUGCCCUGCCUGACCACUCUGAAUGCAGAGGCUGGGGGAUUGCUGCCAAGUCAGAAGUCACACCCUCAGCAGUGUGAGCCCUAGGGUCUGGCAGAGGGGGAAAGGUGGUUAACUUCUCCCAGAGUGUGUGUCUGUCCAGGGCAAGGGGAUCUGCUGCCAAGGUGAGUGCCAGGCUGAGAUCAUUAAAGCUUAAGAGACCAGAACACAGGAUCUCAGGUGUCUGGGCCACCUUGAGGGGACUUCCUUUGUAACUGAGGGAAUAAACAUUACACCUGUGGCUCUCAGCCAGGGGCCAUUUUUAACCCCAGAGGAACACUUGGCUAUUGCAGCUUGGGGAGGGAGUUGUUAUUGCCGCAACUGUGCAGAGAUCAGUACUGCUAAAUAUUUUACAGCAGGGCAAGGUAAUACACACCUAGAAUCCCAGGAAUCGGCAGGCUUAAGUCAGCUGGACUGCCACAUGUUGGAAGCCAGCUUGGGCUAUAAACCAAGACUGUCUCAAACUUUCUUUCUUACAAAGGGGACCAGGAGUAUAGCUCAGUGACAGAGUGCUUAUCUAGCAUGCAACAGGCCUUGGGUUCCAUUCCAGUAACUGUCAAAAGAACAGAUAGAGCGCCCAGGACCACCUCCCACAGCGAAUGAUCCUGCCCAAAAGGUCCCUAGUGGUGCUAUUGAGAACGCCAGCAUUAAACCCCCAGGUGGAGCCACUAUGACUGGUGCUAUGCAGAAGGCAUGCAGGGCUGCAGACACCUGGGCUUUGGGCAAGGCUUGCUCGAGGUGCAAGGUGACAAGCUGACUAUGAAAAACAAGUUGUUUUAUACAAGCUAAAGGAGUCUGGCUUUCUCAUUUUUGCUUCAUGAUCAUUUUGCCCAAAGCAAAGCACAACAACUUGGAGUUGUCUCCUUUGUCAGCUGAUCCAUUCAUUGUACCUUCAUCUCAGAGUCUCAUUCGGGGAACAUUUAUUGAAUGUUUAGUGUGGCCUAGUGUGAGGCCAUUACAGUAAAAAGGGCAAAGCUGGGAGAGGACAGAGGUUCAGCUCAGUCAAGGGAGGGAGGCUUCAUGAAGGCAGUGUUGUUUGUAGAAUUUUGAAGACCAAGUAGGAAAUGUGGACCAAGCAAAGCCAGCAGCUAGUUUUCUGAAUGUGAGAGAGGUCCUGGGCCUUGGGAAAUCACAACCUGAAGCGUGAAGCUACUGCCUAAGAGGCUGCAGCUUGAGCAGAGGUGGGAACGUGUGUGUGUGUGUGUGUGUGCGUGCGUGCGUGCGUGCGUGCGUGCGUGCGUGCGUGCGUGUGUGUGUGUGUGUGUGUGUAUCAGGUCACAGAGAUCCUUUAGGUUAGAACCUGCCUGAGAGCAUGAGAUUUCAAGGCAGUGAUAAUGUGCACACAGCCUGGGAGGCUAUGACUGCGUGCCGGUGUGCACACAGUCUUCCAGCUUACUCAGCUUGCCUCUGGGAACAUCUGUGCUCUCUAGAGGAAAGGACUGCUUCAGCCCAAGGCUGGGGCAGGUCAGCAGAUGCCUCCUGAAUAAAAUUGGCUGCCUUGUACACCUGGGCUCAGAAUCAGCUUCAGCCUGUUCCUGUGCCCCUUUAUGUCCUCUGGGUUGUUGGGAUAGGUGUUUUGCACCAAAGGUCCCUGUGGACAAAUGAGAAAACCUAAGGGUACAGGAAGGCAGCCCAGAGGCAGCAGGAAUAAAAGGUAGGGGAGUCACAAAGUUGGAGGUUAAAGCCUACAGCCACAGUAAGGGAGGCCAUGUUCCAAUCCAAGAUGGCAGGUGCAGAGGAUUUCUGCACAAGCAUAGGAAUCAGCCCAGGAAGAACAGUGAAGGGAGCUUCAUACUUUUAGAGGUAUGAGGUUUGGGUCUUCAGUCAUCUACUCAGGAAGGGAAGACAAGCUGCAGGACUCAGCCCAGGUAAGCAGUUAGAGCUGGGGCACUGCUGGCUGACCCUUGAUUUCCCCAAACACUAGCUAUGUUAAAACCUGCAACCUUUAGGGGUGGACCUAGUAGGCCAUAAUCAAUGUGCUUCCGUCUCCCUUGCAACUAACAAGACUGAGCACUGUGAUAUGACAGGUAUAGGUUGCUAGUGUCUUAGAACCUUGUUCAAAUGAAGCCUCUAUGCACUGUCUUUCUCCUUCUACCUUCCCAUCCAAUUUCAAACAGGAUUCCUGGAGCGUACACAGCCGUGUCUGACCCGGUAAGAAAGACACAAAGUCAGAGGAACCUAGGACACACCCAUACCUCCGGACCCCAGCUGCCUACCUCAGAAUCUCCGCUUAGUUCAGCCCCUUGUAUUGUCAUUUAACUGAUUAAUCAUCUUAAGUGAUUUCCCCAGAACUAAGCCAAGCUGCAGCAAAGGGUGGCAGGCGGUGUAGCAGGUCAGGAGACUCAUUGAGACGAAAGACAGUUGAGAAGGCAGAGGCUCCGGAAAGAUCCUCGGGCAGUGCAAGGACAGAAGCACUGGAGAGGAUAAAAGGAGAAAUCCCCCAGCUUCCGAAUUUCAAA
Alexandromys fortis (reed vole) is the source of this 3791-nucleotide messenger RNA. It is a transcript of the gene Mecr, whose product is annotated as mitochondrial trans-2-enoyl-CoA reductase. Gene Ontology annotation, cellular component: mitochondrion. Gene Ontology annotation, molecular function: trans-2-enoyl-CoA reductase (NADPH) activity. The record is from RefSeq and is a predicted model, not a curated record. Lineage: Eukaryota; Metazoa; Chordata; Mammalia; Rodentia; Cricetidae. Gene Ontology annotation, biological process: fatty acid metabolic process. The coding region runs from base 38 to 1159 and encodes 373 amino acids. The transcript has 11 exons.